CGUCACAUCAUACUGCCGCCUCUAUGAGCAUGUUUACUAUAUGUUAACCAGGAGAAGGAGGCGUUGGACGGCGGUGAGAGGAUGACAGAAUACGGACUAGUGUUGUCUGAGAAGGAUGCCUGCAAAUGUUCCUAUUUGCAGUGUUGGGAUUAAUCCUGUGUAUGAUAUUGCUGCUGUGGAGAAUUAAUACCAAGAUAGUAGCAAUGCCUACGAAAGGAGAGGAAUCUCCACCUGACUGUGGCCCCCCUGCAGGUAGUGAGGACAUAUCCUCUACUCACACCGCCCCUAAUGCAGCUAAAAAAUUCCCAUCAACAGUUUCUGCAGCCUCAGUACAUGAGCAUGACAAUAUUCCAGUCAAUGGUGAGUGUGCAGGUCUUGCAGUCAAAACAGUGAAGCCUGAUCCUCCUCAGACCUUCUCUGAGGUAAAUGCAGAGCAGCCACUACUUCCAAAGACCACCCAGAAUACCUUCAAAAGCACACCACCAAGGCUCAGCUCAGGGCCUGAGGCGAGGGAACGACUCAAGUUUAUUCUUGGAGCAUCAGAGGAUAACUCAUCAGACGAGGAAGCUCUGGUCACAAAGCCUCCAAGAGGUGCAUCUCAGCCACCAGCGUCCGUCCUUAAACCUUCCACAGAGCAGGCGCCCAAUGUAGUACCACCACCCAGUUCUUCAGUCAUCAGGCCUAGCAUGUCUGGUCCUCACUUAGUGAAAAAAGGCCGUGAACACAGAAAGAUGGAUCUACAGAGGGACUUCACCGUAGCCUCUCCUGCUGAGUUUGUCACACGAUUUGGUGGCAACCGUGUCAUAGAAAAAGUGCUGAUAGCUAAUAAUGGUAUUGCUGCAGUAAAGUGUAUGCGAUCUAUUCGCCGCUGGUCCUAUGAAAUGUUCCGCAAUGAGAGGACCAUCCGCUUUGUGGUCAUGGUGACCCCUGAAGACUUGAAAGCUAAUGCAGAAUACAUUAAAAUGGCUGACCAUUAUGUGCCUGUGCCUGGUGGCACCAACAAUAACAACUAUGCCAACGUAGAGCUGAUUGUAGACAUUGCAAAAAGAAUCCCGGUGCAGGCUGUGUGGGCUGGUUGGGGCCAUGCAUCUGAAAAUCCCAAAUUGCCUGAACUCUUGAACAAAGCAGGGAUAUCAUUCUUGGGGCCAUCUAGUAAAGCCAUGUGGGCUUUAGGGGAUAAGGUGGCUUCUUCCAUUGUGGCCCAGAGUGCUGACAUUCCCACACUACCAUGGACUGGAUCAGGUCUGAGAGUGGAGUGGGGUGAAGAGGACCAAAGUCAGGUCAGCGUAAUCAGUGUUCCUCCAGAGGUCUACAAGAAGGGCUGUGUCCAUGAUGUAGAUGACGGUCUAGCAGGAGCUGAAAGAAUUGGUUAUCCAGUUGUCAUCAAGGCCUCUGAGGGUGGAGGUGGAAAGGGCAUCCGAAAGGUUGAAAAUUCAGAGGAUUUCCCAAGUUUCUUCAGACAGGUUCAAGCAGAGGUACCUGGAUCACCCAUCUUCAUCAUGCAGCUGGCUCAGCAUGCAAGGCACCUUGAGGUCCAGAUACUGGCUGAUGAGUACGGUAAUGCUAUCUCUCUGUUUGGACGAGACUGCUCUGUCCAGAGAAGGCACCAGAAGAUCAUAGAAGAGGCUCCUGCCAGUAUAGCUGCUUCCUCAACCCUAGAGCAAAUGGAGCAGUUUGCUGUGCGAAUGGCCAAGAUGGUGGGCUAUGUGAGUGCAGGUACUGUGGAGUAUCUCUACUCUGACGAUGGGAGCUUCCACUUUCUGGAGCUAAAUCCUCGCUUGCAGGUGGAACAUCCAUGUACAGAGAUGAUUGGCGAUGUAAACCUGCCAGCUGCCCAACUUCAGAUUGCAAUGGGCAUCCCCCUUCAUCGAAUUAAAGACAUACGGUUGCUUUAUGGAGAAAGUCCAUGGGUUGACACCUUUAUCAAUUUUGAGUCUCCAGACUGCAUUCCAAGUCCAAGAGGGCAUGUCAUAGCUGUUCGGAUCACCAGUGAGAAUCCUGAUGAGGGGUUCAAGCCCAGUUCUGGCACCGUGCAGGAGCUGAACUUCCGCAGCAGUAAAAACGUCUGGGGUUACUUCAGUGUGGGGGCAACUGGUGGUCUCCAUGAAUUUGCCGAUUCCCAGUUUGGACACUGUUUCUCUUGGGGAGAGAACCGAGAAGAGGCUAUCUCGAACAUGGUGGUGGCUAUGAAAGAGCUGUCCAUUAGAGGUGAUUUCAGGACGACGGUUGAAUACCUCAUUAAAAUACUAGAGACCGAAAACUUCAGAAACAAUGACACUGACACCGGCUGGUUGGACCAUCUCAUUGCAGAGAAAGUGCAGGCAGAGAGACCAGAUACCAUGUUGGGUAUUGUCUGUGGGGCUUUGCAUGUUGCUGAUGCCAGCUUCAGAAAGAGCAUGUCGGACUACCUGCAUUCACUGGAAAGAGGCCAAGUUCUACCUGCAGCCAGUCUGCUCAACUCUGUCAAUGUGGACCUGAUAUACGAAGGAGUCAAAUUCUGUCUGAAGGUGGCUCGUCAGUCUCCAACAACCUAUGUCAUCAUGAUGAACGGCUCCCACAUUGAAAUAGACGUUCAUAGGCUGAGUGACGGUGGCCUCCUGCUGUGCUACGAUGGCAGCAGCCACACCACUUACAUGAAGGAGGAAGUAGACAGCUACCGCAUCACUGUUGGGAACAAGACCUGUGUGUUUGAGGAGGAGAAGGAUCCCACGAUUCUAAGAUCGCCCUCUGCUGGGAAACUGUUGCAGUAUAUAGUUGAGGACGGCGCUCACGUUUUUGCAGGAGAGACUUAUGCAGAGAUUGAGGUGAUGAAGAUGGUGAUGACUCUGACUGUGCAUCAGUCUGGUUGUAUACAUUUUGUGAAAAGGCCUGGGGCUGUUCUGGAGCUUGGCUGUGUUGUGGCACAUAUGGACUUGGAUGACCCCAGCAGCAUACAUAGGGUGGAGCUCAACACAGCCACGCUUCCACCCCAGCAACCACUGCCCAUGGUUGGGGAAAAGCUUCAUCAGGUGUUCCACAGCGUGCUUGAAAAUCUAGUCAAAGUGAUGGAUGGGUAUUGCCUUGAAGAGCCCUACUUUAGCUCUAAGCUAAAAGAAUGGGUGGCUACCCUGAUGAAAACUCUAAGGGACCCCUCACUGCCGCUGCUGGAACUCCAGGAGAUCAUGACCAGCGUGGCGGGUCGCAUUCCUCCUAGUGUUGAGAAAGAUAUCCGUAAAGUUAUGGCUCAGUACGCCAGCAACAUAACAUCUGUCCUCUGCCAGUUCCCCAGUCAAAGGAUUGCAAACAUUUUAGACAGCCAUGCAGCGACGCUGCAGAGGAAGGCUGAUCGGGAGGUUUUCUUCAUGAACACUCAGAGUAUUGUGCAGUUGGUGCAAAGAUACCGCAGUGGAAUCCGUGGUUACAUGAAAUCUGUGGUUCUCGAUCUGCUGAAGCGCUACCUGCAGGUAGAGGUGCAGUUUCAACAAGCUCACUAUGAUAAGUGUGUCAUCAACCUGAGAGAACAGCACAAACCUGACAUGAGUCCUGUGCUUGACUACAUCUUCUCUCAUGCUCAAGUGUCCAAGAAAAACAUCCUGGUCACAAUGCUCAUUGACCAGCUUUGUGGACGUGAUCCCACCCUGGCAGAUGAGCUCAUGGUCAUUUUGAAUGAACUCACCCAGCUGAGUAAGAUGGAGAACUCAAAGGUGGCUUUGAGAGCCAGACAGGUUUUGAUUGCUUCACAUUUACCAUCAUAUGAACUGAGACACAACCAGGUGGAGUCCAUCUUCCUGUCAGCCAUUGACAUGUAUGGCCACCAGUUCUGCCCAGAAAACUUGAAGAAACUAAUUCUAUCGGAAACCUCAAUUUUUGAUGUUUUGCCAAACUUCUUCUAUCACUCGAAUCAAGUUGUCUGCAUGGCUGCAUUGGAGGUGUACGUUCGCAGAGCUUACAUUGCAUAUGAGCUGAAUAGCAUUCAGCAUCACCAGCUGCUGGAUGGAACCUGCGCAGUAGAUUUCCAGUUCAUGUUGCCAUCAUCACAUCCAAACAGAGGGAGCAGCCCUACUCUGAACAGGCUUCCUGUGCCAGUGAAUGGAUCGGGCCAGUCUAAAAUGAGGCGCCAGAGCAGUGAGCUCUUCAUGGAUGGAGCCUUAUCUCCUCCGUGCCAGCGCAUGGGAGCCAUGGUGGCUUUCCAGUGUUUUGACGACUUCAGAAGGGACUUUGAUGAAGUUUUAUCAAGUUUUGCAGAACCACUCUUGGAGAGGGCUUCGUUCUUAGAGUCCUGCUCAUCUUUUUAUGAUGAAGAUAACAUCAAGAACACCAGGGAGAACCCAAUCCACAUAAUUAAUGUGUCCAUAAAAACAGCAGACACAGAAGACGCUGACGCUUUGGUCAAAGCCUUCACUGCCUUUGCUCAGUCAAAGAAAGCACUCCUCUUUGAGUAUGGAAUCAGGAGAAUCACCUUUUUGAUCGCGCAAAAGAGAGAAUUUCCAAAGUUCUUCACCUUCAGAGCUCGAGAUGGGUUCCAGGAGGAUCGUAUUUACCGAAAUCUGGAGCCAGCUCUUGCAUUUCAACUAGAGCUCAAUCGAAUGAGGAACUUUGACCUGACAGCUGUUCCCUGUGCCAACCACAAGAUGCACCUCUACCUGGGAGCUGCUCGUGUCCAGGAGGGUGCUGAAGUCACUGACUACCGCUUCUUCAUCCGAGCAAUUAUCCGCCACUCGGAUCUUAUUACAAAGGAAGCUUCUUUUGAAUACCUUCAAAAUGAAGGAGAGCGCCUUCUGUUGGAGGCCAUGGAUGAGUUGGAGGUGGCCUUCAGUAACACCAGCGUCCGCACAGAUUGCAAUCACAUCUUCCUCAACUUUGUCCCCACUGUCAUCAUGGACCCCUCUAAAAUAGAAGAGUCUGUCCGCUCUAUGGUGAUGCGCUACGGCAGUCGUCUUUGGAAGGUGCGGGUCCUGCAGGCUGAGUUGAAGAUCAACAUUCGUCUGACACCAACUGGGAAUGCCAUCCCUAUCCGCCUGUUUCUUACCAAUGAAUCUGGCUAUUAUUUGGACAUCAGUCUGUAUAAAGAAGUCACUGACCCAAGUUCUGGACAGAUCACGUUUCAGUCAUAUGGAGACAAGCAGGGUCCUUUGCAUGGCAUGUUGAUCAACACUCCUUAUGUGACCAAGGACCUGCUGCAAGCCAAACGCUUCCAGGCUCAAACUCUGGGCACUACAUACGUGUAUGACUUCCCUGAGAUGUUCAGACAGGCAUUAUUCAAGCUGUGGGGUCUUGGAGACAAAUGCCCAAAAGAUGUGCUGAUGUGCACUGAGCUUGUUCUGGAUCCAGAGGGCCGCCUUGUGCAGAUGAACCGCCUGCCUGGAGACAAUAAUGUGGGAAUGGUAGCCUUCAGAAUGAAGAUGAAGACUCCAGAGUACCCAGAGGGCAGAGACAUUAUUGUCAUCUGUAAUGACAUCACUCACAUGAUCGGCUCAUUUGGUCCUCAAGAGGAUGAGCUGUUCCUCAGGGCCUCUGAGUUGGCUCGGGCUGAGGGCAUCCCCCGCAUUUAUAUUGCAGCAAAUAGCGGAGCUCGCAUCGGGCUUGCCGAAGAACUCAAACACAUGUUCCAAGUGGCCUGGAUAGACCCCACUGAUCCUUACAAGGGAUUCAAAUAUCUUUACCUGACACCACAAGACUACACUCGUAUCAGCUCCUCCAAUUCUGUUCACUGCCACCAUGUGGAGGAAGGAGGAGAGUCCAGAUACAUCAUCACUGAUAUCAUUGGAAACGAUGAUGGAAUCGGUGUUGAAAACCUGCGAGGGUCAGGCACCAUUGCAGGAGAAUCUUCUCAGGCCUAUGAGGAGAUCAUUACAAUCAGUAUGGUGACUUGUCGAGCUAUCGGAAUUGGAGCCUAUCUUGUCCGUUUGGGACAGCGUGUGAUUCAGGUGGAGAACUCUCACAUCAUCCUGACCGGAGCAGGCGCUCUUAACAAGGUUCUGGGGAGAGAAGUAUACACCUCCAACAACCAGCUGGGAGGAGUCCAGAUCAUGUACAAUAAUGGAGUCACACACACCUCUGUGCCUGAUGACUUUGAGGGUGUCUUCACCAUCCUGCAGUGGCUUUCGUACAUGCCAAAGAACAAACACUCUCCUGCACCUGUUAUAACCACUACAGACCCAGUAGACAGAGAGAUAGAAUUUAUUCCCACUAAAGGCCCAUAUGACCCUCGCUGGAUGCUUGCUGGCAGACCUCAUCCCAUGGUGAGAGGUGCCUGGCAGAGUGGAUUCUUUGACCAUGGCUCUUUCAUGGAGAUCAUGGGGUCAUGGGCUCAGACUGUGGUUGUGGGAAGAGCAAGGCUAGGAGGGAUCCCCCUUGGUGUCAUUGCUGUUGAAACACGGACAGUCGAGGUCACAAUCCCAGCAGAUCCUGCAAACCUGGAUUCAGAAUCUAAAGUUCUGCAGCAGGCAGGCCAGGUGUGGUUUCCAGAUUCUGCUUUUAAAACAGCUCAGGCCAUUUGUGACUUCAACCGUGAACAUCUACCUCUCAUGGUUUUUGCCAACUGGAGGGGCUUCUCUGGGGGCAUGAAGGAUAUGUAUGACCAGGUACUGAAGUUUGGGGCCUAUAUUGUAGAUGCCCUGCGUGGUUUCCGUCAGCCAGUGUUAGUUUACAUCCCACCACAGGCUGAGCUGAGAGGGGGGUCUUGGGUAGUGAUUGAUCCCACCAUCAACCCCCUGUGCAUGGAGCUGUAUGCUGACAGGGAAAGCAGAGGUGGUGUGCUGGAAGCUGAGGGCACAGUGGAGAUAAAAUUCAGGAGGAAGGACCUGAUGAAAACCAUGAGAAGACUAGAUUCAGUCUAUGCUGGUCUGGUUGAGCAGCUCGCUUCCCCAGAGUUGUCUGACAAACAGGCUAAAGAGCUGGAGGCAAAGCUCAAGGAGAGGGAGGAGUUCCUGCUACCCAUCUACCACCAGGUGGCGGUGCAGUUCGUGGACCUCCAUGAUACCCCAGGCAGGAUGCAAGAGAAAGGGGUCAUCACAGAUAUUUUGGAUUGGAAGAGUGCACGUACCUUCUUCUACUGGCGUCUGAGGCGCCUCCUGUUGGAGCAGGUGGUGAAGUGUGAGAUUCUGCUGGCAAACAAGGAUCUCAGCGAUGGGCACAUACAGUCCAUGCUGCGGAGAUGGUUUGUGGAGACAGAGGGAACAGUCAAGGCUUACCUUUGGGAUAAUAAUCAAGUAGUAGUUGAGUGGCUUGAGAGGCAUUUGUCCAAGGAGGAUGGCACCCGAUCAGCCAUUCGAGAGAACAUCAAGUACUUGAAAAGAGAAAACACUCUGAAGCACAUUCGUAGCCUGGUACAGGCCAACCCUGAUGUAGCCAUGGAUUGCAUCAUCCAGAUGAGCCAGAACAUUACUCCUUCCCAGAGGGCCAAGUUGUCACAUCUGCUUGCAACUAUGGACAACACCAACACCAGUUAAGCUGUGGAACUUUAUCAGGUUAUACUAAUAAAGAAAAUCACUUGUAGUCGAUUGUACUGUUAAAUGUCAUAAGCACAGAAUUGCUGUAGUGUUAAAAGGCUUAAAGCUGAAAUAACACAAUCUUGGAUUCAAGAUUAUAGUUUGAAGGUUUUUUUUAAAAUUACCCACACAAGGUCAGAGAUCUGUCUGGUGUCAUCUUCACUCUGCUGCCUUACCAUGUUGUCAUGAACCACACAGGUUUGAAAGUGUUUUUUUUUUUUUUUCCAGCCAUUUCAGCUUUUCACCAGGCUGUUUACUAAAGCACACUUCACUUUGCUCAAAUUCAGGAGUCAGUGUUAAAGUUGCCUUGCUGGACAGUAACUGUCGAAGCAGGAGAUUAUCAUAUUUCAUAAAAUGGGACACUUGAUAUUCGGGUGCUAGUUAUAGUGUUUAGUUUAAAAAUAAAACCAAGAACGUGUUUGUCUUUGAAAGUAGUUGGUGAAAAAUAAUCUCAGAUAAGUUGAUCCUUUGAUAAAUUGUUGAACUGAGCUACCAUAAAAUAUUGAAAAUACCAUUAUCUGGCUUAUUUUUGCAAUGAAUGAAACAGGUUUCCAUCAGUGUUAUGAUUAAAAUGGCUAAUUAUUUAGCUUUAUCAUGAGUGCAGUUAUAUUUGUCAUUUCAUUGUUAAUGUCUGCCCAGCUUAUCUUUUUCAUCAUCACUUUCAGUCUGUCAGGUGUUGCUGUGUCUAAUAUUCUAGGUAUGAUGGUCUGAAUGAUAAGAUAGUGUGACACUGUAUGUGAUGCUUCUGAGUAUGUAUUUUGUCCUAUUGUCCUAUAUAAAGCAGAAGUUCCCAAAACUCAGGUUUAACUGAGUAAACGUUAACUGCCAAAGUGGUACCUCAGCAAUGCCUUGAUUUGCCUUAUUUCUAAUCAAACUUCAGCCUUGGCAUUUCAUUUGAAUGUGUAAAAACUCUUUCCUGUGUCUUGUACAUCACUAUGGGCUGUUUGUUAAUAAAAUAGAUUUUAAAUACAAA
Messenger RNA from Melanotaenia boesemani (Boeseman's rainbowfish), 8442 nucleotides. RefSeq names its product acetyl-CoA carboxylase beta (gene acacb). NCBI's taxonomy places the organism in Eukaryota, Metazoa, Chordata, Actinopteri, Atheriniformes, Melanotaeniidae. The record is from RefSeq and is a predicted model, not a curated record. The coding region runs from base 126 to 7430 and encodes 2434 amino acids. The transcript has 54 exons. Gene Ontology annotation, biological process: fatty acid biosynthetic process. Gene Ontology annotation, molecular function: acetyl-CoA carboxylase activity; metal ion binding; ATP binding.